Molecule: messenger RNA, 2133 nt
Organism: Antechinus flavipes (yellow-footed antechinus)
Lineage: Eukaryota; Metazoa; Chordata; Mammalia; Dasyuromorphia; Dasyuridae
Gene: SNX15
Product: sorting nexin 15
Exons: 9
Coding region: 321-1628 (435 amino acids)
Molecular function (GO): phosphatidylinositol binding
Source: RefSeq, a predicted model, not a curated record
GUUGUUUAUUUAGGGUUGCUCCUUUUUCAUGUAAUUAAAAAAUUAGACGCUGUUGUCUCCCUUUGCGAAACGGCUGUCCUGGGGCCCCAGGGCCUGCCAGAGCCUCAGUUUCCUCCUCUGUGAAAUGGACGUCUCCCUCUCAGAGUGGCUGAGAAAACCGGGGCGCCAGAUAGCGAAAGCUCUCUCCCCUUGGCCGCCUCCCCCAGGCUCUGAGCCUCGGUUAAUGUCCCAGACACGUAGUAGGAUUUCACCAGGCCUGGGUCCGGGCCAGUUUCACCUCUGCAGGCGUGAGCAGGGGGAGGGGCUAAUCUUCUCCCCUCAUGCAGAAGUUCAGGGCUGGGAAGGGCUGGACUCCCCUCCCCCCAUCCACCCACCCAGCUCUGCCCCCGAGGGAGGGAGAGUUCAUCUCAAAGACAAACCAGGAGGAUGUUAAGGAGGUGAGUCUGGGGGCCCCCCCUCAGGUGGGUCAGCUGGGGACCAGAACCAUGAGUUUGGGCUGGGGAAGGGGAGAGGGCGCCUCCCUCAGGUGGGUCACUGGAGGGACAGAACCAUGGCUUUGGGCUGGGGAAGGGCAGAGGGCGCCCCCCACAGGUGGGUCACCGGAGGGGCAGAACCGUGGGUUCGGCCUGGAGAAGGGGCAGCCUGGAGGGCGGGAGGCCCCUCUCCGGUCAGGCCCGUGCGCCCCGGGUGGGCCCGGUUUCCCAGCCGCUGCCCCCGUGGCCCAGGUGGUGGUGUGGAAACGCUACAGUGACUUCCGGCGGCUGCACGGGGACCUGGCGUACACGCACCGCAACCUCUUCCGGAGGCUGGAGGAGUUCCCGGCCUUCCCCCGGGCCCAGGUCUUUGGCCGCUUCGAGGCCGCGGUGAUCGAGGAGCGGCGCAAGGCUGCGGAGGACAUGCUGCGUUUCACCGUCAACAUCCCCGCCCUCAACAACAGCCCCCAGCUCAAGGAAUUCUUCCGAGGCGGGGACGUGACCCGGCCCUCCGAGCCCCGGGAGCUGCACAUCCUGCCGCCGCCCCUGGUGCCCACGCUGCCCCCAGAGGAGGCGCGGCUCCCCCAGCCUCUGCCAGUCGAGCGGCUGGGCCGGGAGGAGCUUGAGGACGAGCCCGAGAAGCCAGGGGACCAGCCUCCCUCCAGCCCCGCUCAGGAAGCCCUCGACCUUCUCUUCGACUGCGGGGCUCCCGAAGAAGAGCCGGGCCCCGCGGCCCGAGGAGCGCUCACCGAGGCCGAGCUGGCUCUCUUUGACCCGUUCUCCAAAGAAGAAGGCGCCGGACCGGGCCCCAGCCCCACCCACGUAGCUGACCUGGCAGCCUUGGGGGCAGAGCCACAGACCCGGGGCCAGACGCCCUGGGAGCCCGGAGGGGAGGACGAGGAUGAGGAGGACGGAGAGGAGGGCCCACGCCCGGCCUACCUGGACCGCGCUACAGAACUCAUCACCCAGGCCCUGAAGGACGAGCAGGCGGGGGCCUAUGCCUUGGCCCUACAAGGCUACCGGGACGGCGUGGACGUGCUCCUGCAGGGGGUGCCGGGUGACCCCAACUGUGCCCGCCAAGAAGGGGUGAAGAGGAAAGUGGCGGAGUAUCUGCGGCGGGCAGAAGAGAUCCUGCACCUCCACCUGCAGCCGUGAGCUUCGUUUCCUGCCACCUGGCCUCAGUUUCCCUGCCUGUCACAGGGAGGCGGCAGACUUGCAGUGCCUCCCCAGGGGGUCUCCUGAGGAUGGUGCUGGGGGGUCUCACGGGGGUUUUCGCCUUCUCUCCUACGGCCGCGGCAUGGGAUGACCGUCUGAGGGCCUGAUCAGCAUCCCCCAAGCUGGGGUCCACACAACUGCCAAGUAGACACUCCCCAAGUGCCCUUCAGACGCCACACUGCCCGGCCCUGCUGACCUGCCCGCUCUUCCUUGGGUGAUACCUUCCAUCUCCCACCUCCAGGCCUUUGCCCAGGCCCUUCCCCAUGACAGGAAUGCCUUCCCUCAUUGUCUCACCCAGAAGUGAAUGACUGGAUGGUUGUGUACAUAUGGUUCUCCCGAACAGGGUAAACCCCGGAGGGCAGGGACAGGGACACCUGGCUCCGUAUCCCUGUGCCCGGCACAACACGAACACUUAAUAAAUGCUUGCUGAAUGCAUUAGAAUGAA